Messenger RNA from Triticum aestivum (bread wheat), 767 nucleotides. RefSeq lists its product as uncharacterized. The coding region runs from base 1 to 660 and encodes 219 amino acids. NCBI's taxonomy places the organism in Eukaryota, Viridiplantae, Streptophyta, Magnoliopsida, Poales, Poaceae. The record is from RefSeq and is a predicted model, not a curated record. The transcript has 5 exons.
AUGGUGGAAUCAGAGAUGGAGGCGGAGGCCGACGCGGAGCAGCUGGAGGAGCCGCGGGAGUUGGAGUUGUGGCGGCCGCCCAUGGCAUUCGAUGAAAAUGGAAACGUGACCGCUACUCGUCAUAGGAGUAUCGUUUUGACAGGGCGAGGCCGCGAAGUGAAAAGAAGAAGGGCGAGGCGCGGGCCCCACCGCCAGGGAGGCAACCGAGCACACGCCGCCUUCGUUUCCUCCCCAAACCCCAAGCCCAAUUCGCGGGGCACGCACGCUCUCCUCCCGCUCGUUGCCGCCGCUCACCAGGCGCGCCCUCUCCCGGACCGGAGCCCUGCGGGAGCACGGCGCCAUCCGCCCGCGCGCGCCACCGCGCCGGCAUUGCGAGGGAACCGCCCAGGAGCACGAACGCCGUGGCCCCGUCUCGGUCCGCCCCACCCCGCCCCCUUGGUCCCUGCUCCAGCCGUCCAGCGCCGGUUGGACCCCGCGAGCAAGCCGCGAGUGCCAGGGAGUUCAGGGUGUACUUCUGAGGGGAGCGUAUUACUUCUGAUUGAGCUGAGUUUCGUCAGCUGUAUUACUGAUGUAACUUCACAGCAGCAAAGAAAGAGCGUCAUGGUUGAGAAGGCAAGGUUGCUGUUUGUUCCUACAGCUUCCUUUGAUCUCAUUACUUAGAAUCACCACCUCCUCUUCUGUAUCCCGCCGCAGGGUUCACCGUGGGUGUCUAAUACAAGGUAUAUGCUCCCUGGACUUCCUCACUUCUGUUCUUUUUGUUUGCAUUG